UGGAUUUUAAAAGUCAUCUAUUUCAUCAACACCAACUUUUCUGAUCGUCUGGAGAUGGCGCAAAGGUACGAUGAGCUGGCUCACUACGGAGGCGCCAUGGAUGGAGUCGGGGUCCCGGCCUCCAUGUACGGAGACCCGCACGCCCCUCGGCCGCUGCCCCAGGUCCACCACCUGAACCACGGGCCGCCCCCCCACCCGACCCAGCACUACGGAGCCCACGCGCCGCACAACAUCAUGCCCAGCAGCAUGGGCAGCGCCGUGAACGACGCACUGAAGAGAGACAAGGACCAAAUCUACGGACACCCUCUGUUCCCGCUGCUGGCUCUGGUGUUCGAGAAGUGCGCAGCUGGCACCUGCACGCCCCGAGAGCCGGGUGGUCGCGGGGGGGACGCUUGCUCCUCCGACUCCUUCAAUGAAGACAUAGCUGUGUUUGCCAAACAGAUCCGCGCAGAGAAACCUUUAUUCUCUUCGAAUCCAGAGCUGGAUAACUUGAUGAUUCAAGCAAUUCAAGUCUUACGGUUUCAUCUCCUGGAAUUAGAGAAGGUGCAUGAGCUCUGCGAUAACUUCUGCCACCGGUACAUCAGCUGUCUGAAAGGCAAGAUGCCCAUCGACCUGGUCAUAGAGGACCGGGACGUCUGCAAGUCUGACUUUGACGACCUCUCCGGGUCCUCCACCAACCUCGCAGAACAUAACCCAGCGUCCUGGAGAGACAUGGAUGACGCCCACUCCACGCCCUCUGUGGGCACCCCGGGUCCGUCCAGCGGGGGACACGUCUCUCAGAGCGGGGACAACACCAGUGAACUCGGAGACGCCCUCGACAACAGCCUGGCAUCUCCGGGCACGGGAGACGAGGAUGACCAGGACAAGAAGCGGCAGAAGAAACGAGGCAUCUUCCCCAAAGUAGCCACAAAUAUAAUGAGAGCGUGGCUCUUCCAGCACCUUACGCACCCGUACCCCUCAGAGGAACAGAAAAAGCAGCUAGCACAAGACACAGGCCUCACCAUCCUUCAAGUGAACAACUGGUUUAUCAACGCAAGGAGGAGAAUAGUCCAACCUAUGAUCGACCAGUCCAACAGAACAGUGAGUCAGGGUAACGCCUACAGUCCAGAUGGCCAGCCAAUGGCAGGCUUUGUUCUUGAUGGGCAGCAGCACAUGGGUCUCAGACCUGGAGGGCCGAUAGGUGGCAUGGGUAUGAACAUGGGCAUGGAUGGACAGUGGCACUACAUGUAAAUCCACUCCACUGAGGCACGCCUGAAAAACAGGGUGAAGCCUCCAUGGUGGGCUCAGGGAUCUUCUUCCGCCGGGCUGUGGAGCUCAGUACCGGAGCUGCCUCUGCACGUCAACCCCACCUGACCUACACCUCCCCCCACCUCCACCUUAACCUGCACCGUGCUUGUGCAGAGGAUCACCAUGGAAACGCCAAACCUGCGCACGAGGCCGCCCACAAACUUUGACUUUCCCCCUGAACUGGGGGGCUUUUACGGGACAAGAGAAAGGACUUCAGUGAAGCAGUGUGACACAUCUCCAUUCCCUUUUAAAUUAUUUAUUUAUUUUUCUACAACGGCGGACCACGGGGACUUUUCUUUCUCUUUUUCCUAUUUUUUAGGUAAAGCUUUACCCCUAAAUAGCCUACCCCCUUCCAAAUAAACAUUGUACAUAGAAACACACCUCUCCUUUAAAGGACAAAACACAAAAAACACUGUGAAUAUCUUUUUUUUAAAUAUGAGUAUUCGGUGAGAGUUUUAAUUGUUGUGCUGUAUAGUUGUGUGUUUAUUUGGCUGUUUCCAUCCAUGUUUGCGCUUGUGAUCACUAGUGAGCUUUCACCAAUGACAUGUUGUUUUUUAUUCUAACAUCAAUUAAGAUUUUUAAAGGAAACCAUCUCUGUUUCCGUGCACUGCAUCUCUUUCUUCUGAUUCAUUCUCCUUGUGUUCUUAUACAUUUAAAAAGACUUUCUGAGGAAACAUGGAAUUUCCUUUUUCUUUUAAUAGUUUUUAGCACCAAAACACAGAAGA
Molecule: messenger RNA, 2012 nt
Organism: Trematomus bernacchii (emerald rockcod)
Lineage: Eukaryota; Metazoa; Chordata; Actinopteri; Perciformes; Nototheniidae
Gene: meis2b
Product: Meis homeobox 2b
Biological process (GO): brain development; positive regulation of transcription by RNA polymerase II; eye development
Molecular function (GO): DNA-binding transcription activator activity, RNA polymerase II-specific; RNA polymerase II cis-regulatory region sequence-specific DNA binding
Source: RefSeq, a predicted model, not a curated record